Molecule: messenger RNA, 4026 nt
Organism: Pseudophryne corroboree (corroboree frog)
Lineage: Eukaryota; Metazoa; Chordata; Amphibia; Anura; Myobatrachidae
Gene: DHX38
Product: DEAH-box helicase 38
Exons: 26
Coding region: 183-3839 (1218 amino acids)
Biological process (GO): mRNA splicing, via spliceosome
Cellular component (GO): spliceosomal complex; intracellular anatomical structure
Molecular function (GO): ATP binding; RNA binding; 3'-5' RNA helicase activity
Source: RefSeq, a predicted model, not a curated record
UCGUUGGAAGCCGGAAGUGCACUGUGUGCUGCUGUGUGCUGGUUAAUAAAGUACUAUGAGAAGGCAGCGGUAUGCUGCUGGCAUGAUGGCGGCGCCCAGCACGGACUGAAAAACCGCUCACUAUAGACUGUGGUGUGGUGUCACCAUAUGUGUGCUGAAGGAGGUACGCUGCCACCAGCAACAUGGAGGAUGAUGACUCCCUGCACAGACUGGAGGGCAGUGAUCCCUCUCUCCAAGAAGGAGGAUUAGUGGUGAAGAAGAAGAGUUCCAGCAGUGAGCAGCAUGUGUUUAAGACUCCUGCUCCCCGCUCCUCUUUACUGGGCUUGGACCUGCUGGCUGCGCAGAAAAGGAAGGAGAGGGAAGAGAAAGAGCGCCAGGAAGGAGACAAAAAGGCUAAAGUUGGCUCUAGAGAUUGGGAAGAUCGAGACAAGUCUCCCGAAGGAUCCAGUGACAGGAUUAGCCGGGGAAGUCAUGGAGACAGACAUUACAGAUCAGCACGUGUGGAGACGCCAACCUAUACGGGCGGGGUGAAUGAGGAGUUCCUGGCUCGGAGUCGCCAGAGAGAGAGGGAAAGGAGGGAACACGGUGUCUAUGCUUCAUCAAAGGAUGACCGUCAACGGCGGAAGGAGCGCAGCAGUCGAGACAGGGAUGAUCGUAGCCGGCGGAGCAGCAGGUCUGAGCGAGACAGGUCCGAACGGGACGGUGAUUCUGAAAGGAGUUCAAGACGUAGUGAGCCUGACAGCCCAAGGCACAAGCCCAGAGACUCUUCAACACCCUCUCGCUCUGGAUGGGAGGAAGAUGACAGCGGGUACGGAGCUUCUCAGCGAUCCCAUUGGGAGUCGCCCUCUCCAACGCCAUCCAAUAGAGACUCUGAGCGCAGCCAUCGCAGUGAGCGAGACAGUUCGAGGAGGGAGAGGUCAGUGCGAAUCCGGUACACAGACGACACCCCUCUCCCCACUCCUUCCUACAAGUUCAAUGAGUGGGCCUCUGAGAGACGCCAUCUUGGAUCCACGCCACGCCUGUCCAUGGGAAAGGGGAAACAGGACGGUGAAGAAGAUGGGAUUCGUUUCAUGUCAGAAGAAGAGCAGUGGCAGUGGGAAGAGGAUCAGCGGCAAGCGGACAGAGACUGGUAUAUGAUGGAUGAGGGGUUCGAUGAGGCUCACAACGCCCUGAGCUCCACCUCUGAGGAGUACAUCCAGAAGCGAGAGCAGCAGCGGCAGAAACAGACCCAGAAGAGAGUUUCUGCACAGAGGCGACAGAUCAAUGAGGAUAAUGAGCGCUGGGAAACAAAUCGCAUGUUGACCAGUGGGGUGGUUCAGAGGCUGGAAGUGGAUGAGGACUUUGAGGAGGACAAUGCUGCCAAAGUGCAUCUGCUGGUUCAUAAUCUGGUGCCUCCAUUCCUGGAUGGCCGCAUUGUAUUUACUAAGCAGCCUGAGCCAGUGAUUCCAGUUCGUGACCCAACUUCCGAUAUGGCGAUAAUCUCUCGCAAAGGAAGCCAGCUGGUGCGCAAACAUCGCGAGCAGAAAGAGCGAAAGAAGGCUCAACAUAAACACUGGGAACUGGCCGGAACCAAACUCGGAGAUAUUAUGGGCAUCAAAAAGCAAGAGGAAGAGACUGAGAAACCAGCAGCCGAGGACGGCUCCGUGGAUUACAAGACAGAACAAAAGUUUGCAGAUCACAUGCGUGAGCGCAGUGAAGCGAGUAGCGAGUUUUCCAGGAAGAAGACCUUGAUGGAGCAGAGGCAGUACCUGCCCAUAUUUGCUGUCCAGCAGGAACUGCUCACCAUCAUCAGAGAUAACAGCAUAGUCAUAGUGGUGGGAGAAACUGGCAGUGGCAAGACCACCCAGCUGACCCAGUAUCUGCACGAGGAUGGGUACACUGAUUACGGUAUGAUUGCCUGCACACAGCCGCGUAGAGUGGCAGCUAUGUCUGUGGCGAAACGCGUGAGUGAAGAGAUGCAAGUGAGCCUGGGAGAAGAAGUGGGCUAUGCCAUUCGAUUUGAGGACUGCACAUCAGAGAAAACUCUAAUUAAAUAUAUGACUGAUGGGAUCCUACUGCGAGAGUCGCUGCGUGAGGCAGACCUUGACCACUACAGUGCAGUUAUUAUGGAUGAGGCUCACGAGCGCUCUUUGAACACAGACGUGUUAUUCGGACUCCUACGCGAGGUUGUCACGCGGCGGUCUGAUCUGAAACUGAUAGUCACGUCAGCCACAAUGGACUCUGAGAAAUUUGCAUCUUUCUUUGGUAACGUUCCCAUUUUCCACAUCCCUGGACGGACGUUCCCUGUAGACAUCCUGUUCAGCAAGACGCCCCAGGAAGAUUAUGUGGAGGCUGCUGUGAAACAGGCACUGCAAAUCCAUCUCUCUGGAGCUGCAGGAGACAUAUUAAUCUUCAUGCCUGGUCAGGAGGACAUUGAGGUGACAUCGGAUCAGAUUAUUGAGCGGUUGGGAGAGCUGGAGAGCGCCCCCCCUUUAGCUGUGUUACCAAUCUACUCCCAGCUGCCCUCAGACCUGCAGGCCAAAAUCUUCCAGAAGGCUCCAGAUGGGGUGAGGAAAUGCAUAGUGGCCACAAACAUUGCCGAGACCUCUCUGACUGUGGAUGGAAUAAUGUUCGUUGUGGAUUCUGGCUAUUGUAAGCUGAAGGUAUUUAAUCCACGCAUUGGUAUGGAUGCUCUACAGAUUUAUCCCAUUAGCCAAGCCAAUGCCAACCAGCGUUCCGGUAGAGCUGGCAGGACAGGCCCCGGGCAGUGCUUCAGGCUGUACACCCAGAGUGCCUACAAGAAUGAGCUGCUGUGCACUACAGUCCCUGAGAUCCAGCGUACCAACCUGUCUAAUGUGGUCCUGCUGCUGAAGUCUCUGGGUGUGCAGGACCUUCUUCUCUUCCACUUCAUGGACCCUCCUCCAGAGGACAAUAUGCUGAAUUCCAUGUACCAGCUAUGGAUUCUGGGGGCUCUCGAUAACACUGGUUCGCUGACCUCAACUGGUCGUCUCAUGGUUGAGUUCCCUCUGGAUCCAGCACUCUCUAAAAUGUUGAUUGUAUCUUGUGAUAUGGGCUGCAGCUCCGAAAUCCUUAUUGUGGUGUCCAUGUUGUCUGUGCCAGCAAUAUUCUACCGACCAAAGGGACGUGAAGAGGAGAGUGAUCAAGUCCGAGAGAAAUUUGCUGUCCCAGAGAGUGACCACUUGACAUAUUUAAACGUUUUCCUUCAGUGGAAGAACAAUAACUAUUCAAAUGCCUGGUGCAACCAGCAUUUUAUCCACGCCAAGGCCAUGCGGAAGGUUCGUGAAGUGCGGGCACAGCUGAAGGACAUAAUGGUAUCUCAGCGCAUGUCUCUGUCUUCCUGCGGAUCAGACUGGGAUGUCGUUCGGAAAUGCAUCUGCGCAGCAUACUUUCACCAAGCUGCCAGGCUAAAGGGAAUUGGUGAAUACGUGAAUGUACGGACUGGAAUGCCUUGCCAUUUGCACCCGACCAGCUCCCUGUUUGGGAUGGGAUACACCCCAGAUUAUAUCGUUUACCAUGAACUGGUGAUGACGACCAAGGAAUACAUGCAGUGUGUCACAUCGGUGGAUGGCGAGUGGUUGGCAGAACUAGGUCCUAUGUUCUACAGCAUCAAACACGCGGGCAAAUCCAGACAGGAGAACAGACGGAGGGCAAAGGAAGAGGUGUCUGCGAUGGAAGAGGAGAUGAUUCUGGCCGAGGAACAAUUGCGCUCACGGAGGGAAGAGCAGGAUAAGAAGAGCAACCACGGCAGCUCACGGUCUGUAAAGAUUUAUACCCCAGGGAGGAAAGAACAAACGGAACCGGGAACCCCUCGACGCACCCCUGCGCGGUUCGGCCUGUGAUCACAUUUGUAUAUGCCAUUCGGCGCCCACCCAACCUGUCCUGGCUGCUUGGAAAGACUUGUCUAGUAUGGAGACACUUCAGAGACUUUGCAGCUGUUGCUCUGGGAAGGGAUUCAUACUAUUUUAUUGUAAAGUGGAAUAAUGUUAUUUUUAAGCAAUAAUGUAUCUUUUGUUUUGAUUGUGUCAA